Messenger RNA from Adineta ricciae, 420 nucleotides. The record is from the annotation of a GenBank genome assembly. NCBI's taxonomy places the organism in Eukaryota, Metazoa, Rotifera, Eurotatoria, Adinetida, Adinetidae.
AUGUCCAUUAGACGUCAGCUUCGACGACAUCAACAAAACCCAAUUGUGCACACUAGGAAUCAAAACGAUUCUUGGAAAGUUCGACCGAUCUAUGGUUUCGAAAAAUAUUUAUUUCCAAAUCAAAAGACGUCUAUCAAACCGAAACGAACUAUUCAUAUAGAUCCAGCGCGAUUUAUUCAUCCUCGUGAUGCUAUGGGUAAUCUUCUUCGUUCCGCAUCUGAAGAAGCUCAACGUACUUUCACACCAUUCUAUUUACCGAAAUAUGAUGCAAUCAAACCACGUUCACCAGCAUGGACUAUAAAAAAUCUGCACAAUAUCAAGACUACUAUCAAUCAAAUGGGUCCGAUGGCAUAUGAUAGUGUCAAUGAUCGAUCACAAUUGUCAUGUAACAGUGGCUGGACACAGAUCGGACGGCACUGA